CGAUCGGCUGCGCGCUCACGCAGUCUACUACUCGCUUAAUUCAAAUUUAGAACUUUACCGUGUGUAGCUGCGUUAUAAAUCCAAAACGAACAAAGGGUGCUUCCUAGUUUAAAAUAGAAUUAAAAGGCCAACAUGUCGCUGUUGAGUCAGAGAGUUUGGUGGGUGGCGGUGGUCUUGCUGUUGUUAUGGACUCCUCACAUGCACUGCCGGAAUGUUACACACGAAGAUAUACGAGAUGCGAUGUUGUCGUUAGUUCACAUGUUCCGAAACUCUGAAACGAAACUAGAGCGUCAUGAGUAUCGGGAAAAGGCCCUGGGGGAACAGCUUAAGAAGAUGCUGGGCGGCCUAGAGAAAAGGCAUCGAGCUCUGGAGCCACUCAAAGGCAUGAUUUCAAGGCUAGACGAACGACUCUCAAACGUCGAAACUAUUCUUUUGCAGAAAGAGGAGCGCGAAAAGGCAACACAGAAAAAGACGAGCGAAGCACUCGAUGAAAUACAAAAAUCAUUGCAAGCUCUUACGACAACUAUUAAUAAGAAUUUGAAGGCGUCCGCGGAUCCGGAGAACAACCUCACCACAAACGAAGACACUCUCGGACUCAGGCUAGAGUCCACUAACGCCAAGAUAGAUGCUGUUAAGAAUGAGAUUGACGAUCUCAAGAAAAGUUUAAGCAAGGAAUCCCUGAAGUCUAUAUUUCUAGAGAUCGCUGUAAACUACAAUCCGCUAGAAAAACAUAUUUUGGAAACUGGGAAACUACUAGAUAAGUACGAGUUAAAGCUGAACGAGUACAACAAAGUACAGCCCGACUUCGUUUCACUCAACGAGGUCUCCCUCGCCGACGAAGCCUGGCACAACAAAAUGUCUGAAGUGAUGGAGCGACAAGAGAAGGAAAUAGUGAAAAUCAAGAAACUAUUGUCAGACGCAGAGGGCCUAUGGAAGGAGCUCCCCAGUCGUACGGACCUACAGAUCUCUACUAAUCAUACAUUAGAAGCCAUCGAAAGUGCCAAGGAAGAUCUCAAGGAAAACGACGAGAAGUUUGUCAAUAAAGUAACUACAAAGUUAAGAGAAUUGACUGAUCGUCUGGCGUCCACUAACGCGGAUAUUCAAAAUAGUCUCACUCAGGGCAAUACAAUGACGGAACGUGCUUACAACGACAUAUCGCGUAGUUACGAGUCCCUUCGUAAAGAGGUUCAAAUGAUCACCAAAAAUGAACACGUGCUUCUUCAAACCGCCGACAACGUGAUUGCAACUAAAAAACGUAUCGAAUAUGGAGUUCACCAGAUCCUAGCAGAGGUUGGAGAUUUAGUUAAAAACCAAGGAAAGAAUCUGAAUAAAACUGUCAGCGAGAGGUUCGACAGCGUUCAAACUACGCUUUUGGAGAACCAGUCGAAUGCUCGCAGCAAUAUAAGCGAUAAGAUCGAAGCAGAGAUGGCGCCAGUGUGGCGACAAAUUGGCAUCAUGUAUAAGCAACUUACUGCGAACAAAGAGUCCUUAGAUAAGUUAACUGAACAAACGGUGCGCUACGUAAACGACAGCUCCACUUCUAUGGAUCACAUCAGUGAUAAAGUGGGCAAGAUCACAGCACGAAUGGCGGAAGUGGAUGAGAAUUUGAAUUAUCUUCUCGGCCGACUGUCACUUGUGACACAAGAAUUCCUACAGAUCAAGACAGGGCUUGGAGAAGCUCUAGACCAAGCCAAAACUCAUUUGAGUACAGUGAAAGACGAACCAAAAGAUAAAGGCCCUGGACCUCACAAAAUAUCAAGUUAAGGAAAUACUCAUCAUUAA
Diatraea saccharalis (sugarcane borer) is the source of this 1782-nucleotide messenger RNA. The record is from the annotation of a GenBank genome assembly. NCBI's taxonomy places the organism in Eukaryota, Metazoa, Arthropoda, Insecta, Lepidoptera, Crambidae.